This is a messenger RNA of Prunus avium (sweet cherry), 977 nucleotides long. Lineage: Eukaryota; Viridiplantae; Streptophyta; Magnoliopsida; Rosales; Rosaceae. The record is from RefSeq and is a predicted model, not a curated record.
GUGUGAUCCCUCCCUCAUUUUUCAAUCUCUCUUCGAUCACUACUUUUGGUGCUUCUUUAAACAAAAUCCAAGGGAUUUUGCCCUCAAACUUAGGCGUUGCCUUCCAAAGUCUCAAAUUUUUUCAUAUCAACUAUAACCAAUUUACUGGACCUAUCCCUGCUUCAAUAUCAAAUGCCUCAAAUCUAGCUGCACUUGGACUGGGAGGAAACCAACUGCAUGGAAAAGUCCCUUCUAUGAAAAAUUUGAUUAGCCUUGAGGAGUUUGUUCUUCCUUUUAAUCAUCUUGGAAGUGGGGGAAUUGAUGACUUGACCUUUCUUUGCGAUUUGACUAAUGCCACCCGUUUAAGAAUACUGCAAAUUAGUAAUAACAAUUUCGGUGGUAUGCUACCUCAAUGCAUAGCAAACUUGUCGUCUUCUAUUCGAUUCUUCCAUGCAAGUGAGAAUAAAAUAUUCGGAAGCAUCCCAAAUGGCAUUGGAAAUCUGGUUAACUUGGAGAGCGUUCAGCUGUUCGCGAACCGGUUUUCAGGUCACAUUCCCCCUCAUGUAGGCAAGCUUCAGAGGUUAUAUGAACUAUCUAUGAAUAACAACUUUCUCUCCGGGAAUGUUCCAUCCUCAUUGGGAAAUUUAAGUCGAUUAACAAUAUUAUCUCUAUAUGGCAACAAACUUCGAGGCAAUGUUCCUUCAAGUUUGGCAGAGUGUCAAAAUUUGAUGGUCUUAUCUCUUGACGCUAACGAUUUUAACGGAAUCAUACCCCAAGAAAUCAGUGGUCUCUUGUCCUUAUAUGAUUUCAGUUUUUCUCAAAAUCAUUUCACUGGUUCCCUUCCCCGGAAUAUAGGAAAGUUAAUAAAUCUACAGUAUUUAGUGAUCUCUGGAAACAAGUUAUUUGGUGAAAUUCCGCCAAGCCUUGGUAGCUGUAUUAGAUUAGAGUAUCUAGACAUGGCUGAAAACUUCUUCCUGUUGGAAAAUUGGCUUGCAUAA